CAGCAGGAACGAGUGUCAUAUACACCUCCCGAGAGCCCGGUGCCAAGUUACGCUUCCUCGACUCCACUUCAUGUUCCAGUGCCCCGAGCGCUCAGGAUGGAGGACGACUCGAUCCGCCUGCCCGCACACCUGCGCUUGCAGCCAAUUUACUGGAGCAGGGAUGACGUAGCCCAGUGGCUCAAGUGGGCUGAAAAUGAAUUUUCUUUAAGACCAAUUGACAGCAACACGUUUGAAAUGAACGGCAAAGCGCUCCUGCUGCUGACCAAAGAGGACUUUCGCUAUCGAUCUCCUCAUUCAGGUGACGUGCUCUAUGAACUCCUUCAGCAUAUUCUGAAGCAGAGGAAACCUCGGAUUCUUUUCUCGCCCUUCUUCCACCCCGGAAACUCUAUACACACACAGCCAGAAGUCCUACUGCAUCAGAACCAUGAAGAAGAUAAUUGUGUCCAGAGGACCCCGCGGCCUCCGGUGGAGAACGUGCACCACAACCCCCCCACCAUUGAACUGUUGCACCGGUCCAGGUCACCCGUCACAGCCAAUCACCGGCCUUCUCCCGACCCCGAGCAGCGGCCCCUCCGGUCCCCCCUGGACAACAUGAUCCGCCGCCUCUCCCCGGCCGAGAGGGCCCAGGGGCCGAGGCUUCACCACGAGAACAACCACCAGGAGUCCUACCCCCUGUCAGUGUCUCCCAUGGAGAAUAACCACUGCCCACCGUCCUCCGAGCCCCACCAGAAGCCAUCGAGCCCCCGGCAGGAGAGCGCCCGCGUGAUCCAGCUGAUGCCCAGUCCCAUCAUGCACCCUUUGAUCCUCAACCCUCGGCACUCCGUGGAUUUCAAACAGUCCAGGCUCUCCGAGGACGGGCUGCACAGGGAAGGGAAGCCCAUCAACCUCUCCCAUCGGGAAGACCUGGCGUACAUGAACCACAUCAUGGUCUCGGUCUCCCCGCCCGAGGAGCACGCCAUGCCUAUUGGGAGAAUAGCAGACUGUAGACUGCUUUGGGAUUACGUCUAUCAGUUGCUUUCUGACAGCCGGUACGAAAACUUCAUCCGAUGGGAAGACAAAGAAUCCAAAAUAUUCCGGAUAGUGGAUCCCAAUGGACUGGCUCGACUGUGGGGAAACCAUAAGAACAGAACAAACAUGACCUAUGAGAAAAUGUCCCGAGCGCUGCGUCACUACUACAAACUGAACAUUAUCAGGAAGGAGCCAGGACAAAGGCUUUUGUUCAGGUUUAUGAAAACCCCGGAUGAAAUCAUGAGUGGCCGAACGGACCGUCUGGAGCACCUCGAGUCUCAGGAGCUGGAUGAACAAAUAUACCAAGAAGAUGAAUGCUGAGGGAGCCAAGCCACCGCCUCCGCGGGCCAGCAGCCGGGGGCCCCUGCCCGCGCGGGGCCUGGAGGCCAGCCGAGCAGGCGGGCUGAGACUAGAACCAGAGGAGACCCGGAAGUGGGAGCGUCACCUGUCUCGGUCACGGGAGGGCCCCCAGAGCACCUUAGACAAACCACCCAGCAAAGGCGGGGCUGGGAUUCUGGCCGAGGGCACGAGCCUGGGACUCGCAGUUCCUGUUUCCUCCUCAUUUGGAACCUCUCCAUCUGUAAUUCCUCACCCUCACCCGUCCGCCUCUUGUUAGUUUCAUGGUGUUUUCGUUUUGGUUUUUUGGUUUUUUUUUUUUAAGACCAUGCAGUUUGACUUUUCAUCAUUCAUACAGGGGAAGACAGCCGAGGUUGUUUUCCUAUGGAAAUAUAUAUCUAUUAUAUAUAUCUAUUUUUUGCAAAUCUCACCAAGUGCGGCAAGCCCGGCUGGUCAGGAAAGAGAACACACAUGCAAAGAGUUUCAGGUUCCUCUUUAUCCUGCCCCAUGGACCAGGUUUGUGCCUGUUGCUGUUGGGUCUUGGCGGGCGGGGAAAAAAAAGACGCUUUGAAAAAAAGAUAAAGUGAAAAGGAGAGCUCUCUUUUUCUCUCUCUGGCUCUUUCCUCCCCUGCCUCCCCUCUGUCCUCCCUCCCUGCCUUGCUGUUGAGCUUCAGAUGCCUUUUAGCGGAGUCCAGGCUCCCGGACGGUCUUGGGAAUUGGUGACACUCAGACAGAGUCAGUGGUCUGGGUGCUUUGCAGCGGCGCUGCACAAAAAAUAAAAUUAAAUUGACUUUAAAA
Hyaena hyaena (striped hyena) is the source of this 2142-nucleotide messenger RNA. RefSeq names its product ETS variant transcription factor 6 (gene ETV6). NCBI's taxonomy places the organism in Eukaryota, Metazoa, Chordata, Mammalia, Carnivora, Hyaenidae. Gene Ontology annotation, cellular component: nucleus. The annotation marks the transcript as partial. The transcript is spliced from 7 exons. Gene Ontology annotation, biological process: regulation of transcription by RNA polymerase II; cell differentiation. The record is from RefSeq and is a predicted model, not a curated record. Gene Ontology annotation, molecular function: DNA-binding transcription factor activity, RNA polymerase II-specific; sequence-specific DNA binding.